UGCGUGUGUGUUGUUGAUGAAAUAAUUCACUCGCGAUUUUUAUUUGAGGGUCUUUGGUUCAGUCUAUUGUUGGUCUUCUCAGUGUGUCGGUUGUUUUUUCUGUGAUCAAAUUAGUUAAGAUGACCACGUCGGAGCUAAUAAUGGUUAAUUCAUGGAACGACCACUACAACACAGAUAAUUGCAAUAUUAAGAUCACCAACAAGAAACUAAAGAAAGAGCUCUAUGAGGUAGCCAGUAGGGAACUUAGAGAAAGUGAGUCUAGCCGCAAAGAGUGUCUGGAACAUCUCAGAAACUGGAUUAAACAGAAUCCUGAUAUAGAAAACUGUCUUACAGAUGAUGCUUUUUUACUUCGAUUUCUUCGAGUUAAGAAGUUCAGCAUUCCUAUGGCAGAACAGACUCUCUUGAAGUAUCUCAAUUUUCGAAAAAGAUUCAAAUACUUUAUGGACAAUUUAGACUGUUGUCAUCCUAAUGUAUCAGAAAUAAUAGGCGACGGAUUUAUAUAUGUAAGCCCCUUUAGAGAUACCUGUGGUAAAAGAGUUGUUCUGUACGAUGUAUCAAAAUUUAAUCUUCAGAAAUUCAACGGGGCUGAUCUAGCCAAAGUGUUUGCCAUUACUUACGAAACCCUAACGGAUGACGAAGAGAAUCAGAUAUUGGGAGUUAAACACGUAGGAAAUUUGGAAAAGGCUAGUUUAAACUAUAUUCCUUUGUUUACUGCUACAGAUUUUGCAAUAAUGAUAAGGUGGGGUGAGCAAUCAAUGCCGAUGCGUCAUAAAGAAAUCAAUGUAAUUAAUUUUCCUCCAUACAUAAAAUUCGUUUACGAAUUUAUGUUGUCCAUUGCUAGUGAGAAGUUAAAAAGUAGAGUCAAUAUUCAUUCGUCUUUAGAACAACUUCACAAAAAAGUGAGCAAGCACUGCCUGCCAGCCGAACUUGGAGGAGAUAUGCCCGAGAAAGAAAUGAUAAGGCUCUGGAAGCAAGAAUUGGAAGCAAAAAGAAAACGUCUUCUUAGCUACGAUGAAAUGAAUCUUCUCAGCGAUAGAGGUAUUAUUAGAAGAAGAAAACCACCAUCGAUAGACGAAACUGGAAGUUUAGCUGGCAGUUUUAGACAAUUACAAGUAGAUUAGAUAAUUUUUGUUUUAAAUUUUUUGUGUUAAUUAUUGUAUAUGUCACCAAAGUUUUAAACUGUAGAUUUGAUAUUGAUUCAAGUACUUAAUAUCAUAGUACCUAUAAUUUAAUCUAGUUUAGCAUAGCGAUCUUGUAGAAGUUGCUUUGUUUUAUUGAUAUUAUUCUG
Messenger RNA from Diabrotica balteata, 1288 nucleotides. The record is from the annotation of a GenBank genome assembly. NCBI's taxonomy places the organism in Eukaryota, Metazoa, Arthropoda, Insecta, Coleoptera, Chrysomelidae.